Diospyros lotus (date-plum) is the source of this 2379-nucleotide messenger RNA. RefSeq names its product L-type lectin-domain containing receptor kinase IX.1-like. Lineage: Eukaryota; Viridiplantae; Streptophyta; Magnoliopsida; Ericales; Ebenaceae. The transcript has a single exon. Gene Ontology annotation, molecular function: protein kinase activity; carbohydrate binding; ATP binding. Gene Ontology annotation, cellular component: plasma membrane. Bases 77 to 2026 code for a protein of 649 amino acids. The record is from RefSeq and is a predicted model, not a curated record. Gene Ontology annotation, biological process: protein phosphorylation.
AAGAAUUGCCUAAAGUUCCAGAGCCAAUUCUCAUAUUCUUGCUCAUCUUCUGGCUUCCAAUUCCAACUUCAAAGCCAUGGCCGGCGUUCGCGUCUUCUUCUCCUUUCUAUUAUUUCUUCUUCUUCAUCUUCCCUCGGGCAGUUCAGUGAAUUUUCAGAUCUCUCGCUUUGGUCCUGAAGCCAAAAUAAGCUACCAAGGAGAUGCAGUACCUUCAGUUGGAGCCGUUGAAUUGAUCAACCAUGUCAUUUAUCUGUGUCGUGUUGGGUGGGCCGUCUAUCCGGAUAAAAUUCCUCUUUGGGACUCCAAAACGGGAAAGCUCUCCGACUUCACCACCCACUUCUCCUUCAUCAUUGACACGCGAGGGCUCAGCACAUAUGGGCAUGGCUUGGCUUUCUUCCUCGCUCCAGUUGGUUUCCAGAUCCCACCCAACUCGGCUGGUGGCUUCUUGGGCUUGUUCAACACCACAACCAGUGAUUUACCCACUAACCAAAUAGUUCUGGUUGAGUUUGAUUCCUUUUCAAACCCAGAAUGGGAUCCUCCAUAUGAACAUGUCGGGAUCAACGACAACUCCAUUUCUUCGGCUGUUACCACCCCUUGGAACGCUAGCUUUCAUAGUGGAGAUACAGCUGAUGCUUGGGUCACGUACAAUGCCACUACUAAGAAUUUGACUGUGUCUUGGUCCUACACAGCCACUGCCACUCCCAAAGAAAACUCCUCUCUUUCUUAUGAAAUUGAUCUAAAGCAGAUUCUUCCCGAGCGGGUAAUGGUUGGUUUCUCAGCUGCUACCGGUCAAAAUGUAGAGCGGCAUGUACUCCAAUCAUGGGAAUUCAGUUCAAGUUUAGAUGUAAAAGAGACUAGCGGAACAAAUGCGAGAAAUAUCGGACUCAUAGUUGGCAUAACAGUUCCAUUGGGAGCUUUAGUUUUAGGGGCAUUCACGUUGUGUAUGGUUUUGUGGAGGAGAAGAUCAGGGGUUAAAAGCAAAUCAGCCGAGGUGGUUAACCUAACAUCAAUCAAUGACGAUCUUGAAAGAGGUGCAGGUCCAAGGAGAUAUUCUUAUAGUGAUCUUGCUUCGGCUACUAACAACUUCUCGGAGGACAGAAAGCUUGGUGAAGGAGGAUUUGGCGGUGUUUACAGAGGGUACCUCAACGACCUCGAUAUGGUGGUAGCUGUGAAGAAAAUCUCAAGGGGUUCUAGACAGGGGAAGAAGGAGUAUAUGACCGAAGUGAAAAUCAUUAGCCGGCUGAGACACCGAAAUCUGGUGCAACUGGUGGGCUGGUGCCAUGACAAGGGAGAGUUUCUUCUUGUCUAUGAGUUUAUGCCUAAUGGAAGCCUUGAUUCUCACCUCUUUGGCAAGAAGAGCCCUCUCAAUUGGCCUGUGAGGUAUAAGAUAGCCCUUGGCUUGGCCUCAGGACUACUCUAUCUACAUGAAGAGUGGGAACAAUGUGUUGUUCACAGGGAUGUCAAGUCCAGCAACGUAAUGCUAGAUUCGAGCUUCAACCUCAAGCUUGGAGACUUUGGCUUAGCCAGACUCAUGGACCAUGAGGUUGGCCCCCAAACCACUGGCUUGGCCGGAACUUUCGGCUACAUGGCGCCAGAAUACAUAAGCACUGGCAGGGCAAGCAAAGAGUCAGAUGUUUAUAGCUUUGGAGUGGUGUUAUUAGAAAUCGUAAGUGGGAAAAAAUCUAUGGAUACCCGGGACGGUAGUACCCAAAUUGGGCUAGUGGAAUGGGUGUGGGAUCUAUACGGAAAUGGGCUGCUGCUUUCGGCUAUUGACGAGAGAAUGAAUGAGAAUUUCGAGGUGAAGCAAGUUGAGUGUUUGAUGAUUGUUGGGCUGUGGUGUGCUUAUCCCGAUCGAAGUUUGAGGCCAUCAAUAAGGCAAGCUAUUCAAGUGCUUCAUUUUGAGGCUGCGCUGCCCAAUCUUCCAUCAAAGAUGCCUGUUCCCGUUUACCAUGCGCCGGCUAGUAGGUCUACAACUAGUUCUAACGAGCCUUCAAUAACUUGCACAAGCAUUGAAAUGGGUCGUUAGAGAAUUUCAAGUUAAUUACAGGGGUCAUCCCCGGCCGCAAGGUAAAUGCCAGUGUAUUGUAAUAUAUAUGUUCGCGUUAAAAUAAAGCAGGCUUAGCUGUGGUUGACUAAUUGCACACGUAGUAGUAAUACAUUAACGUUGGGACAGCUAAUCUGUGGCUGAGAUUAAGACGACAACGUGAUUAGUUUGUGCGUGUGGAUUUUCUUAUUUUGUUUAUUCAUGUCGAUCUUGCAUUCGAGUAGUGUUGUUGACUUGUUUUUAUGCAUAAUUGAGGUAUCGUACAUGUAGACAAUGUUUUGCAUUCUUUCCUCUGAAGCAAGUUAUUUUAUUGUUAAAUAGAUGGAUGAUCUUCA